UAAACAGUGACCAAGAAAAUUUCCACGUUACAGUUAUUUAUACUUUUUUUGACACUAUGGAACUCUAAAUAUGACUUGUUUAACUGCACGCCAUCACAUACUUAACCCGUGUAGUCUUUAUUUCGCGUUAGAGACAGGAUUUGGUUACAGGACUUGAUAGAUGUUAUCUAGGUAACGCUAGCUAGCUGCUAAGGGUUAACUAGCAAUGGCUAACGGAAUGGUUUUUCACACUCAGAUAGCCUCCAUCAUGGAGGUACUAGCGAAUGCAGCCGUGUCAGAGAUCUGUAAACUCGUAGACGACGACUAUGCAGUGUUUCGUUUGGAAAUAACUCAAAGCCAGAAAGAAAACAGGACAUUACGGAGGAAACUACAGCUAAUGGAACUGAAGGUGUCACGGGAGCGCGCAGAGAGGACAAUGCGAGAGCGCGUCCACGCCAGUCCCAGAAGUGUCAAGAUCGUCGACCGGUACAGAGGAAUGGCAAGAGGUGAAGGACAUCCCACUGGAGGCCACAGGAGCUUUGUGAAGCCAGCAGAACACAAUACAUGGAGAGAUGACCAACCAAUGACUGUUGAUGAGGAGAGUGGAACCUCAACCCAGCACGUUAUUGUGAUAGAGUCUACAGAGGCUGUAGGUCCUGGGGUCAAGCAGGAGAGGUCUGAAGGAGAGGACCCACGGCACAGCAGAGACAUCCAGACUAGAGCGGCUGGAGCAUCCCCUGAAGCAAUGGAGGACCCCGCCGCCGCGCCCCAGCCCAGGACUCAACGAAGCAUCACGGAGGGAUCGCGACCCAGUGUCCACGUCGAUGGCGCCUUCCGAUUUACAAGGCUGUGUCCUUUUCGAUCAGGUAUUGAACUCAAACGACAGGGCUAGAGCCCAGGCUCAGGGAGGAGGAGCCACAUCAGGCAAUAGUAAAGAGAAAUCGUUCCUCUGCAUGUUCUGUAACAAAGGCUUCAGCUGCUCCCAGAACGUGGCGAUCCACCAGAGGGUCCACACAGGGGAGAAACCCUUCAGCU
Molecule: messenger RNA, 1014 nt
Organism: Salvelinus namaycush (lake trout)
Lineage: Eukaryota; Metazoa; Chordata; Actinopteri; Salmoniformes; Salmonidae
Exons: 4
Coding region: 206-871 (221 amino acids)
Source: RefSeq, a predicted model, not a curated record